Messenger RNA from Rosa chinensis, 1504 nucleotides. RefSeq lists its product as uncharacterized. Bases 696 to 1367 code for a protein of 223 amino acids. The transcript is spliced from 2 exons. Gene Ontology annotation, molecular function: ubiquitin protein ligase activity. The record is from RefSeq and is a predicted model, not a curated record. Lineage: Eukaryota; Viridiplantae; Streptophyta; Magnoliopsida; Rosales; Rosaceae. Gene Ontology annotation, biological process: protein ubiquitination.
CUUCAAAAAUUCUGAAAUUAGAAUUUAUAUAGACUUUAUUGCGCUGUUGACAAAUUUUACAAAAAAAGAUGACAUAUAUUCAAGUUUAUUAAUAUACAAAUACGAGGGAUAAGAAUAAUUCUCAUCCAUGGCCUUGAAAGACUCAGGACCGGCCCUGAUUACUCGAGGGGGAACAACAAACAAUACCCGAAUGAUCCUUUUCUUUUCGAGUGCACAUUAAUUUUCAGCUUUUCCUUUCUACUUAUUAAUUAAGGUUGAAUUAACAGCAGAUGAGCCAAUCUUGUUGAUAUCUUAUUCGAUGAAAGUCAAGAUGCAGCCAUUUAUUUAUAAAAGAAAAUUUUGAAAACCACGAGUUACAUUUAUAUUUGACUUGAUGCUCAUAUUUUCGACUGACAGGGACUUUAUUUGGAUGAGCCGGUGUGGUUCACUCUGGCCGGCCAAUAAACUGAACAGCGACGUCAAAAUCAGGGACGCAAAUUUGUAGUUGAAAUGUUGAAUCACAGUUAACAUUCAAAACCGAUAUGCGACUUUACUGACCGUCCUCACCAAAUUCUUCAUGCUGGACCGUACAUAUGAUAGAUACAUAGGAACGUUAAAAGCUAAAAGUCCUGACGUCGAAUAAAGCUAGCCAGCUUGCAACUUCAAGCAACUGAUAUCAAGGCUCUAGCUAGCUGUUAAUUUCUUGGAUCAGCGAUAUGCGUGCUUCUUUCUGUAAUUGUGAUAUAAUCCAGCGAAUAAGAAGCAUGCUCAAGAUGAAGUUGAUGUUGUUGCUGUGUGAUCUUCUCAAACUUCUGCUCGAGAAGAUCAUCUACUAUCCAGAAUCAUUCCUUAGACACAGUGAAGAUGAUCAACAAAGUAAGGACGAUAGUGAUCAUCAGCUGGAGGUCAUGAACUUUGAAGUUGCAGCAACUUCAGAUCCUACUAGGUUGCACAUGCAAGUACCAGUGGUUCCGGUGGUAAAUAUUGACACAGAAUUCAUUAAGAAGCAACUACCGGUUGUGCUAUACCGGGACCUAAUUCUGAAGAAAACAAGCGGCCAACGCCAAUUUCAAGCUACAUCAUCAGCGUUAUCAUCAUUUUCGGAGCAGGAAAUGCACAUGUCAUCAUGUAUUGUGUGCAUGAAUAGCAUGGAGGGCAGGGACGAGGUGAGAGAGCUGUGCAAUUGUGAGCAUGUUUUCCAUAGAGACUGCCUGGAUGCUUGGAUCGGUCAGGCUCAGCUAACUUGUCCUCUUUGUAGAUCUGAGCUACUAAUACCUGCUUCUACUUCUGCUACUACUUCAAAGCAUGACAACGAUGGAGGAAGAGACCCAUGGAGGGCCGAGAGGAUGAUUUACUUGUUUGGUGAAGAUAUUUGCUUCACGAUCUAGCAUGCAUUUCUUGUAUAUACUCUGCGGAGCUCAAUAUGCAUCAAUCAAAACUGCGUUUUUUUUUUCCAGCUUAUUUCAAGAUUCGAGCAUAACCGAUGAAACUCAAAGUUUGUAAUAUCUGUUAUAUAUAUAUCUAU